Messenger RNA from Boleophthalmus pectinirostris (great blue-spotted mudskipper), 1876 nucleotides. Its product is annotated as dehydrogenase/reductase SDR family member 12-like. The transcript is spliced from 10 exons. The record is from RefSeq and is a predicted model, not a curated record. Bases 283 to 1299 code for a protein of 338 amino acids. NCBI's taxonomy places the organism in Eukaryota, Metazoa, Chordata, Actinopteri, Gobiiformes, Gobiidae.
AACGCAGCAUCAACUGAACCUACGCCUACAAGUUUGUGCUUUAAUUUACCGUAACUGCACAUACUUUGCCCAUAUUAACAUACGCAGGGUAUAUACACGACUCCAGUAAGAAAAUAUAAUAAUGAACAAGAUCCUAGUAGUAAGUGUGGGUGUUGUUCCAGUUUGCCGCAAGUAGAGAGCAGCACUGAGGCGCCCUUCCCUGUUUCCUUCUUCUACAUACAGUCUAUGGUUUAGAGGCUGUCCAGAAGACGUCUGCUGCAAGUGUCUCUAACAAGGUUUUUAAUGUCUCUUUUCCGCAAUACUGUGUGGUUUCUCAAUGGCAUUCAACAUUACACAAGAGAGGCUUAUGAGGCUGCAUCAAGACAUUUUGAUCCCCAUGAUAUGGAUGUGGCAGUUGUGGGAAGAUCCUUUAUGAUCACAGGAGCCAACAGUGGUAUUGGAAGAGUGACUGCCAUGGCAAUAGCAAAGAAAGGUGGGACUGUACACAUGGUAUGCAGGAACCCAGACAAAGCUGAGGAGGCCAGAGCUGAUAUCAUCAGGGAGUCUGGAAACUCAGAAGUGCAUGUCCACAUUGUAGAUUUGUCAGAGACACGAAAACUGUGGGAGUUUGCAGAAGCGUUUAGAAAGCAAUAUGCCACCCUAAAUGUCUUAAUAAACAAUGCAGGAUGCAUGUUGUACAAGAGAGAGCUAAAUGCUGAUGGACUGGAGAAGAGUUUCGCCACAAACACGAUGGCGGUAUAUGUGCUCACUCGGACCCUCAUACCCCUUCUGCAGAAGAGCAGGGAUCCAAGGGUGAUCACAGUGUCCUCAGGCGGUAUGCUUGUUCAGAAACUCAAAACUGAUGACUUGCAGUCAGAGAACCGUCACUUUGAUGGAAUUAUGGUCUAUGCGCAAAAUAAGAGACAGCAGGUGGUGCUAACAAGGCAGUGGGCCAAAGCUAACCCUGCCAUACACUUCUCUGUGAUGCAUCCAGGCUGGGUGGAUUCUCCAGCUGUGUCUACUUCAAUGCCGGAGUUUCACAAGAUGAUGGCGGGGAGGCUGCGCACUGUGGAGCAGGGGGCGGAUACUGUAGUUUGGCUGGCUUUGUGCCGAGCUGCUUCAAGAACUCGUAGUGGGCAGUUCCUUCAAGAUCGUAAACCCGUUCCUGUACACUUGCCUCUGGCUUGGACUCACAGCUCUUCAGAGGAUAUUCAGAGUUUCAUGUCACAAAUGGAAGCUCUGGCCAAUGCCAUACAAUCAAAAAGGCCAGAUGUACUCCCCAACAGCUCUCCUGAUUUUACCAGUCCUUUACUGGUUUGAACUGAUAAGCCUUGGUGUAAUUUUGAUAUUUAAUUUCAAAUACCUGCCAUUAACUUAAUAGGCGUCAUAAUAAUAAUAAUAAUAAUAAUAAUAAUGAUAUAGAAUGCUGUAUGUUUUAGACCUGAUUAAAUAUAUACUUAAGAAAAGCUUCUGACAUUACCAUUUUGUGCAUUGAUCUGAACUGACUUAAGUUUUUGACAUUCUGUUCCAUUCAAAAAACUGAGUUACUGGCCGAUGUGUCCAAUGUCCAUAGAGAAGCAUUAGCAAAAAACUUGAUUAGCUGCUGGGUCACUACUGGUAAAACAUAUCAGACUAAUACAGAAUACUUUUGAUUGAACGCUAAGUUCACCACUUUUCAUCUUGCAAUCUUGUUUGAACUGAAAUUUCUCUUCAGAUCAUUCAUCUCAUCUUGCUGCCCAGGAGUCUAACCUAAGACAGCUGGACUGCUGUGCCACUGUGUUGUCCAGAUUUUACCAAAAGUAUCAUCAAUACCAAGUAUAGAGGAAAGACCAUUAUGCAAAAAGCAUUAAGUUACAAUUCACAUUUGUGUGUUUUGUGACAAUUAACAUUUGCUGUU